CCCAGGGCCGGGUGGUGUCGGCGCGGCACCGGUCAUGGGGCGCAGGAAAGUGGUUCGCGGACCGGGGGCCGAGGGCGCCCACACGCGGCGUCGCCCGGGCCACUCCCUGGAGGCCUUCGCCAAGGAGGUGGACGCCGCUUUGCGGGCGUCCGUGGAGCCCGAGGAGGACGAGGGCGGCGCGGGCCCGGCAGCGCUGCCCUGCGCGCUGGCUAUGUGGGAGCUGGGCCACUGCGACCCCCGGCGUUGCACCGGCCGCAAGCUGGCCCGGCUGGGCCUGGUGCGCUGUCUGCGCCUGGGCCAGAGGUUCGGCGGCCUGGUUCUCAGCCCCAUGGGCACCCAAUAUGUGUCCCCCGCAGACAGACAGCUGGUGGCACAGUCUGGGGUUGCAGUCAUAGACUGCUCCUGGGCCAGGUUGGAUGAGACACCCUUUGGGAAGAUGCGAGGGAGCCACUUGCGGCUGCUUCCCUACCUGGUGGCUGCCAACCCUGUAAACUAUGGCCGGCCCUGCAGACUUUCCUGCGUGGAAGCUUUUGCUGCUGCCUUCUGCAUCGUAGGCUUUUCAGAUCUUGCCGUCAUCUUACUGCAGAAGUUUAAGUGGGGCAAGGGUUUCUUGGACCUGAACCGCCAACUCCUGGACACAUACGCAGCCUGCAGUGGACCAGAGGAGGUGCUACAGGCAGAGCAGGAGUACCUGGCCAGUGCCAAGCAUACUCCCCAGGAGGAGGAAAUUGACCCCUUUGAUGUGGACUCAGGGCGAGAGUUUGCAAACCUCAACAGGCCUGUGACCAGCACCCGGCUGCCCACAGAUAUAGAUGACAGCAGCGAGUCUGAAGACCAGGGGCCUGCCGAGGAUGAAGGAGGCAGUAGCUGCUCUCCAGAGGAGGAGACUUCAGAACCAAGGACUGAGGCCAGGACCCCAACUGAGACUUGGAAAGAUAUCAAGAAACAGCAGAGAGACUGAGAAUUGUAGACACCACAUACAUUGUUGAAGCUGUGUGAUAACAAAGUCCAGGAAUGUGGGGACAGCCAGGCCUGGCAGCGUUGUGCUCCUCUCCACAUGGGAAUAACCUUGCUUGAGAUACUCUCAAUGAAACUACAGGUUGAGAAGUA
Ictidomys tridecemlineatus (thirteen-lined ground squirrel) is the source of this 1110-nucleotide messenger RNA. It is a transcript of the gene Tsr3, whose product is annotated as TSR3 ribosome maturation factor. Lineage: Eukaryota; Metazoa; Chordata; Mammalia; Rodentia; Sciuridae. The record is from RefSeq and is a predicted model, not a curated record. Gene Ontology annotation, molecular function: rRNA small subunit aminocarboxypropyltransferase activity. Gene Ontology annotation, biological process: maturation of SSU-rRNA.